AUGAAGCAUUUGAAAAGAUGGAAUAGGGACGUUUUUGGAGAUAUUCAAAUAAAAGUUGAUUUGGCUUUCCCUGUGUUGAAGGAUAUUCAGGAGCAAAUAGUAGAUGAUGGUAUCAUUCCUUUUCUCCGGAGUGGGGAUUUAGUUAUUGAGGGCCGUACACUUAUGAAAUCACAUAUGGUAGAUUUUUACAAGUCUCUUUACUCCUUGGAAGUUCCGGUUAUGGAUGAUGGAUUGGUUGAUCAUUUCAUACUUAGACUUGUCUCGGAUGAAGAUAACAAAAAUCUCACUUUGAUUCCUUCAGAUUUGGAGCGCGGGGCCCGGAUAGCUUUGGUGGUGGCUUUUAUCAGUCUUUGGUGGGAUGUUAUGGGUAAUGAUGCCCUUGUUGAUUGCUAUGGUGAAGCAUCGGGUCAAUGUGUUAACAAGUCAAAGUCUUUGAUUUUUGUGGGGUCUAUGGGGAUGGAUGAGCAUUGUUUUUGGCCAAAACUUUGUGGGAAACUCCCACUUGAGUUGUUGGCUUUCUUGAAAUCAUGGAGUUUCAGUUCUCAGCUCAAGGAAUUGGCGCUAAGCACGAUGGCGAACUGUAUUAGCGUUAUCUGGAAAUCACAAAAUGAUUGUCGAUUCAAUGACAUUCCUCCAUCACUCAUUUCAGUUAAGUGUUUUAUUCUUUCUCUUACAUGGGAAUCUACAAUUCUGGUGUUUGGGACCAUGUUUAACAUGGUGGAGGAGCUUGGAAUACUUAUAAAGAUGGAUAUCAAAGGACGUCGAUGA
Molecule: messenger RNA, 768 nt
Organism: Ilex paraguariensis (yerba mate)
Lineage: Eukaryota; Viridiplantae; Streptophyta; Magnoliopsida; Aquifoliales; Aquifoliaceae
Source: the annotation of a GenBank genome assembly